Messenger RNA from Puccinia graminis f. sp. tritici CRL 75-36-700-3, 381 nucleotides. RefSeq lists its product as uncharacterized. The transcript has a single exon. NCBI's taxonomy places the organism in Eukaryota, Fungi, Basidiomycota, Pucciniomycetes, Pucciniales, Pucciniaceae. The record is from RefSeq and is a predicted model, not a curated record. Bases 1 to 381 code for a protein of 126 amino acids.
AUGAGGUUCCACGUCGUGUAUAUGUUCGCAUCGGUCCUAGCCACCGUGUUAGCUCAACCGGGAGUACCGGCAGCAAAAACAUUGACGACUCACGGUCUGGAGCCACCCGCUAAAUUCGUUGGGGUCAAGAUCUGGUCGCCGCAGACUCCGAGCGGUAGUCCUACAGCAUUUCGGGUAUACAACAGUGAAAAAUUAUUAAGCAUGAUGGUUUUUGACGAUAGAAAGGUUCGGCUCAUAAACAACAGCGACUAUACGUUUAUAUACUCCGUACAUGAUUGGGAUACAAACUAUUGGCUCGAGAACGAACGAUUGGAACCAAAUACAGUUCAGGAUUUCCUUAAUGUUAGUACGGGAAAAUUCUAUAUAAUCAAAAGAGUUUAG